CGGACACGGACGAGGAAGGUGAUGUUGUGGAGCGCGGGUUUAGGUGGCAGGAUGACAGGUGCCAAGAUCCUCCUUCCUUUCCUCUUCCUACACUCAUUUUGUGAAGGCUCCAAUCAGCCGCCACGUUUUCUGAACUACUUCUUCUCAACCUACCUUCUGAUCUAUGAGGACACGCCUAUAGGUUCAUCUGUAGCCCAGCUUAAGGCAAUUGAUCCUGAGGGGGAGCCCCUCAUGUACGGGGUUUCAGGCGAAGAGGGCAUGAGGUAUUUUUCUGUGAACAGGGAAACCGGUGUGGUCUGGCUUCGACAGCAGCUCGAUCGUGAGACGAAGUCAGAGAUGCAGGUUGAGUUCUACGUGAGUGACAUUCAAGAGGUGGUCAAAGACACAGUAAACAUCCAGAUCGGGGAUGUGAAUGAUAAUGCACCAAACUUCCACGGGCAGCCAUACACUGUUCAGAUCCCAGAGGACACACCAGUGGGCAGAUCAAUAUAUAUGGUGAACGCCACAGAUCCAGACCAGGGCACUGGUGGCAGUGUUCUUUUCUCUUUCCAGCCUCCUUCUGCCUUCUUUGCCAUUGAUGGUGCCCGAGGCACUGUCACGGUCAUCAGACCUUUAGACUAUGAGACAACCUCAGCCUACCAGCUCACUGUCAAUGCCACGGAUCAAGACAAAGUAAGACCUUUGUCCCGGCUUGCCAACUUGGCCAUCACUAUCACCGAUGUCCAAGACAUGGAUCCAGUUUUCACCAAUCUGCCCUACAGUACCAACAUAGAGGAGAACGUUCCCCUGGGAUAUGAGGUGCGGAAGAUAACAGCCAUUGACCAGGAUCUUGGCCGACCAAGAGGAAUCGGCUACACCAUCAUCUCAGGGAACACCAACAGCGUUUUUGCCCUGGGCUACAUCAGUGGGUCUCUGACGGUGAACGGCCAGCUGGACAGAGAAAACCCGCUCUACUCCGCAGGAUUCACUCUCACUGUCAAGGCCACAGAGUUGAAAGAAGAUCGCAGUCCAUCAGAUGCAACAGUGAUGACUACCUUCACCAUCCUAUUAAUUGACAAGAAUGACAACGCCCCUAAGUUCAACAGCUCAGAGUAUCGGGUCCGAAUCACUGAACUGGCUCAGGUGGGCUUUGCUCUGCCGCUCUUCAUCCAAGUAGAAGAUAAGGAUGAGGGGGUGAACAGCAUGUUCCAAGUGUUUCUGACAGGAAACAAUUCGGAGUACUUCACCAUUUCCCCAACAGCAGUACAAGGGCAUGCCGACAUUCGGAUAAGGGUUGCCAUGCCACUCGACUAUGAACUCAUUCGCAGCUACACCUUUUCACUUUUUGCCAAUGAGUCUAUUUCUGAUCAUGUGGGAUUUGCCCGUGUUUUUAUUGACCUUAUCAAUGAGAACGAUAACCGGCCCAUCUUCAGCCGACCGCUGUACAACAUCAGCCUUCCUGAAAACACACCCCCUGGUACAUCACUGCUGCGUAUCCUGGCUACAGAUGGAGAUGCAGGCAUUUUUGGGGUUGUGCGUUACUACUUCAGUGAUGAGCCAGACCAGUUUUCAUUGGAUGAAGAAACAGGCUGGGUUAUUCUGAAGGCCAGUCUCGACUACGAGUUAAUGCGUCGCUUCACUCUGACCGUGCUGGCAAGGGAUGGUGGUGGAGAGGAGACAACUGGAAGGAUCCGCGUAAAUGUGCUGGAUAUUAAUGACAAUGAACCACUCUUUCAGAAGGAGGCAUACUCGGGCUCAAUUAGAGAGAAUGAAAAGACAGUCCAGUCAGUGGCACGGAUCAGGGCUACUGAUGAGGACUCCCCUCCUAACAACUUCUUGACAUACUCUAUCACUUCAGUGUCAGCCUUUGGUGAUUACUUCCAAAUCAUCAUGGUGGAAGGCUACGCAGUGAUCACUGUGAUGAAGCCGCUCGACUAUGAGAAGGUUCCAAACGGGAUGAUCUAUUUGACAGUGAUGGCUAAGGAUGGUGGAAACCCAGCACUCAACAGCACUGUCCCCGUCACAGUGGAAGUGAUAGAUGAAAAUGACAACCCGCCUGAGUUCAGCAAGCAGUCUUAUAUUGUCAAAAUCCCGGAGAACAUUAUAGCCGGGGCAACCGUGCUGCUUGUGAAUGCCAGUGAUUUGGACGCCUCGCGGGAGUUUGGUCAGGCAUCACUCAUCUACUCCCUGGAGGGCUCCUCUCAGUUCCGUCUUAACUCACGUUCAGGAGAGAUCACCACUACAGCCUUGCUGGACCGAGAGCAGAAGUCAGAGUACAUCCUGAUAGUCAGAGCUGUGGAUGGAGGAGUUGGACCACAGCAGAAAACUGGCAUUGCCACGGUGAACGUCACCAUCCUCGACAUCAAUGACAACGCCCCCGUGUGGCAAGAAGAGCCAUACUAUGCCAACGUAGUGGAGAAAAGUCCUAUAAACACUGAUGUCAUUUCUGUGUUGGCAGUAGACCCUGACAAUGGGGAAAACGGGACAAUAGUAUACAGCAUCAAUCCAGAAAACCCUUUCUACACCAUUGACAACAGAACAGGAAAGAUCCGAACAAGUGGAGUUGCUCUGGAUAGGGAAAGCACAAACUACCGAGACGCAGCACUUAUGAGGACCAUCGUCAUCUCAGCCGUUGACCGUGGUACACCUCCACUGCGUGCAUCAGUCAGUGCCACAGUAUUUGUCAACCUGCUGGAUCUCAAUGACAACGACCCAACUUUCCUCAAUCUGCCAUUUGUUGCUGAAGUACUUGAGGGGCUGCCCAUCGGGACUUCAUUUUUUAGGGUCCAGGCGGUGGACCCCGACGAGGGCCAGAAUGGCCUGAUAACAAUGGCUUUACAGGUGGGAAUGCCUCGUCAGGACUUCUACCUGAACACCUCCACUGGUGUGGUCACCACCACCACUGUCCUGGACCGUGAGCAGAUUGAACAGUACCAUUUGAGGAUUAUUGCAUACGAUGCAGGGAAGUUCCCUCGUACCUCUACUUCUACCCUCACUGUCUCAGUUCUGGAUGUAAACGAUAAGACGCCCACCUUCAACCCUCAGGUGUACAAUGUUUCCAUGAAGGAGAACGUUCCUAGAGACUACGUUGUAGUGCGACUCAGCUGCUCUGACAAUGAUACUGGUCUCAACGCCGAACUUAGCUACUUCAUCACAGAUGGUAACCAAGAUGGAAAAUUCAGCGUUGGCUUCAGAGAUGGUGUCAUUAGGACGGUGGUCGGCCUAGACAGGGAGACCCAGGCAGCAUAUAUUCUGAUCAUAGAAGCUAUCGACAAUGGUCCAGCAGGCAGCCGAAGGACAGGCACUGCCACUGUAUUUGUUCAGGUGCAGGAUGUUAAUGACAACAGGCCCAUCUUUCUCCAAAACAGCUAUGAAACCAGCAUUUUGGAAACUGUGCCCAGAGGAACAAGCAUCCUUCAGGUUCAAGCCACAGAUGCAGAUGAGGGAGAGAAUGGCAGAGUUUUGUACAGGAUCCUUACUGGGAACAGCAACAAUCUGUUCAGCAUAGACAGACAGACUGGGCUUGUGACAAGAGGCCUCAGGGCUCUGGACAGAGAAACCAGCAGCUCCCACGUGUUGGAAGUGGAGGCCUACAACAGUGACGAGGGCAGCAUGAGGAGCUCUGUGAGGGUGAUCAUAUAUGUUGAUGAUGCCAAUGAUGAAGUGCCAGUAUUUACCCAGCAACAGUACAACCGUCUGGGCCUGAGAGAGACUGCUGGCAUCGGCACCUCAGUGAUUGUGGUGCGUGCAACAGACCCUGACACUGGUGAUGGCGGAGCAGUUGCAUACGCCCUUGUAUCCGGCUCAGACCGCAAGUUUGAGGUGGAUGUGAGCACUGGUCUGGUCACCACUGUGGACUACUUGGACUACGAGACCAAGACCACCUAUCUUAUGAAUGUCUCAGCCACUGACCAAGCUCCUCCGUUCCACCGAGGCUUCUGCACCGUCUACGUCACCUUACUUAAUGAGUUGGACGAGGCCGUUGCCUUCUUGUCCGCUGGCUACGAGGUAUCCCUUCGGGAGAACAUCGCCACAGGGACAGAGGUGGUUCAGGUGCAGGCCCAGUCCGCCGACAACUUGAACCAGCUGAAAUAUCGCUUUGACCCUGACACGUCUCCUGCAGCUCUGGCCCUCUUCAAGAUAGAUAGCGUCACGGGCCGCAUCACAGUAACAGGCCUGCUGGACAGAGAAAAGGGGGAUCUCUACACCCUGACGGUUGUAGCUGAUGAUGGAGGACCUAAGAAGGACUCUACUGUGGUAUGUCCCUUCUUGUGA
Messenger RNA from Melanotaenia boesemani (Boeseman's rainbowfish), 4254 nucleotides. RefSeq names its product cadherin-23-like. Gene Ontology annotation, cellular component: catenin complex; plasma membrane. The transcript is spliced from 32 exons. The coding region runs from base 22 to 4254 and encodes 1410 amino acids. Gene Ontology annotation, molecular function: cadherin binding; calcium ion binding. Gene Ontology annotation, biological process: homophilic cell-cell adhesion. NCBI's taxonomy places the organism in Eukaryota, Metazoa, Chordata, Actinopteri, Atheriniformes, Melanotaeniidae. The record is from RefSeq and is a predicted model, not a curated record.